AUGGUAAUUUCUCUUUCAGCGAAAAACAAGUUGGGUUACGUAGACGGGACUUGUCCUAAACCUAAUUCUGAUGACACACCUGGAAAAAUACGUCAAUGGGAUAGGUGUAACAACAUGGUCAUUUCAUGGUUGACCAGUUCCAUUUCACCAAAUAUUGCUAAAAGCGUCCAAUACUCAGAAACUGCUGAGAGUAUUUGGAAACAAUUAGAACGUAGGUAUGGGACUGUUAAUGGCACAAAGAUCUUUGAACUAAAGAAAGAGUUGGCCUCAACUCAGCAAAGAUCUCUUGAUAUUGCAUCCUAUUUCAAUAAACUGAAGAAAUCCUGGAAUGAACUAGGAACUAUGCGUAAGAAUCAUAGUAACUCGUGUGUUUGUGCUGCUAAAACUGGUAUGGAAAAGGAUGAAGAGGAGGAUAGACUUUACCAAUUCCUUAUGGGUCUAAAUGAGGUAUAUGUAGGAGUUAUAAGCAGUCUACUUAUGAUGAAUCCUCUUCCUCAUCUUGAUGAUGCUUACAACAUACUGCUCCAAGAUGAGAAUCAGAGGCAGUCCAAAGCAAGUCUUUUUUGUAGAUACUGUAAGAAACCAGGUCAUCUGAUUGACAAGUGUUAUAAGCUCCAUGGCUAUCCAGCUCACUAUAAGCUCAAUGGAAAGAACAUGGCUGCAACUGCUAAUGGGGACUUUAGUACUUUUCAUGUUCCACCUCAAGGUUUUCAUGUUUUCCCUAAAAUUGUUAUGUACCAGAGGGACAAAACUCCAUCCCUGGUUUGA
Molecule: messenger RNA, 768 nt
Organism: Lycium barbarum (goji berry)
Lineage: Eukaryota; Viridiplantae; Streptophyta; Magnoliopsida; Solanales; Solanaceae
Exons: 2
Coding region: 1-768 (255 amino acids)
Molecular function (GO): nucleic acid binding; zinc ion binding
Source: RefSeq, a predicted model, not a curated record